Molecule: messenger RNA, 3305 nt
Organism: Linum trigynum
Lineage: Eukaryota; Viridiplantae; Streptophyta; Magnoliopsida; Malpighiales; Linaceae
Source: the annotation of a GenBank genome assembly
AGACAAAAUCCAUAUGCAUGUGUAUAAUCGGGCGAGUUCGGGUUGGAUAGUGAGAAACCCAUGCCCACUCAUUACCCGCAAUAUUCGGGUUCGGAUUUUACCCGCACACACUAAAUGUCCUUCGAGUUCGGGUUUUACCCUACCCGAUUAGACCGGAUUCGGGUGGAUAUCCACGGUUACGGAUAUUUUUGCCAUCCUACUUCCCUCCCGGCAUAGCAUAAGCACCGAUUCUGACAUCAGCUUGCUCCACGAACGAAUCCAGUACCGGCGCUGGUUCCGGCAGCCAGGUUAAAAAAUGACGACGAGAUCGAAUUUCUACAAGAAUUCCUCAAUCUCAUACAAGAAGGAUUUGAGCGUCUCUUCUGUGAUUCAGAACCUCAAAGCUUAUAACGUUGCAACGGGAAAUGUUCCCGUGACCGAUGACCAACCGCGCACCGGCGAGGGAAAGGAGGGUCGGGAAAAGCGAAAAGUUCGCGCCGAAAAACCUCCUCGACCUAGCAAGCGCCGGGAAGUUGAGGAGGAUGAUGAUCGGCCGAUGUCUCACCAGGAUUACGUCGAUAAAAUCAGGAAAGAAGCCAGCUCAUCUCAGCCUUAUGAAUCACUGAGUGCUGAUGUUUUGGAGAAUUCGAAAUCGGUGUUGAAUUUGGUGGCCUAUGGAAGCGAUGAAAGCAGUUCUUCAGAAUCUGAGGUGGAGGGUACUUCACAGACUGGUCAGACAAAUGAAGUUGACCAAAUCAAGACAAGAGACGAACAGCGGUUUCCAAUUGCUGGAGAACCAUUCUGUGUGGUAUGCGGUAAAUAUGGGGAGUACAUCUGCGACGAGACAGAUGAUGAUAUAUGUAGUCUGGAAUGCAAGGCUGAGCUUAUACGGAGGCUACAAUGUGCUAAGAGAGCACAAAGCAACAUUAACAGUGAUGUCUCCCCAUCUAAACUCCAAGGUGUACAAGUAAUGCCUGAGUUUAGGGAUGGCACUUGGGACUACAAACAGAACUGCUGGUCCAAACAGAGAUCAAAUCUUUGUACCUAUGAAUGCUGGAAAUGCCAUAAACCUGGGCACCUUGCAGAAGACUGUUUGGCAGAAUCAGAGGACCAGGCUUUAGCUAGGAGAUCGAAUUCCAUAUCUAAGGAUCUCCGUGGACUUUACAGAAGAUGCCAUCAGAUGGGUGACAAAUUAUCUGGAGCAAACUGCAGCUCAUGCCGCAGCUCUUUAAGCUUAGCUACUUGUCUGGAUUGCAAUGCUGUCUUUUGUGAUGAUGCAGGACACUUAAAUGAGCAUAUCAGGACGCACCUAUCCCAUCAGCAAUAUUACUCCCAUAAACUUAAACGACUUGUGAAAUGCUGCAAAUCAACAUGCAAGGUGACUAAGAUGAGGGAUCUUUUGGUUUGCCAGUUCUGCUUUGACAAAGCUUUCGACAAGUUCUAUGAUAUGUAUACCGCAAGUUGGAAACCUACUGGACUUUCAAUCAUCUCGGGUUCUAUUUGCUGCGAAGAUCACUUUGAAUGGCAUAGAAUGAAUUGCUUGAAUGCAGACCUUGAAGAGAAGGCAUAUAUUCUAUCCAGAAGUCCACAGAAGGGCAAGUCCGUUCAACUAAGCGACUUCAUUUUCUGAGAAGCAAAAAUUACUUCCCUGAAAUUGUCCUAGCCUUUUCCGUACGCAACUGGUGAGUGCGAGUGUAUCAUUGGAAACAAAAAGUUAGGAAGGCAAGAUCGAACAAAAAUUUGGUAUCUCUAAUUAUACUAUGGGUCUUUUGGAAGUUGUUAUUGUUAAAUAGAUGUAUUGUUGAGAAUGCAUAUAUAAUAUUAUACAUGUAUUGUCAAAUUUGAUGCAUUGUAGAAUACAACGUUUGGUAUGUGUGAUUGUGUAUGUCGCAUCAGCUAAAAGCUGAGACAAAACAAUCUCAACUCAACUAUCUCAAUAAUCACAACUAAAAGUUGAGAUAUAACAAUAACUCAAAAUGAGUGAUAGUUUCUGUCACAUCACAGAAACAAUCCAUGUAUUGUUUUUGUUAAAAAAAAAACGAUGCAUUGUAAACAAUAUAUGCAUAAUGACAAUCUCAACAAAACUAUCGCAACUUUCAAACGAUCCUAUGUUUCAAAAUUUUGGCAUCUCCAUUAAAUUGAAUUGCUUGCUGGCCUCUUUCCUCCCUCUUUGUGAAAUGGCGCCCAACGUGUCAACUUUCUCCAAUUCUCGAGCUAUGCAUGUAAAAGUUCAAACAUGCAGUUGCUCAAAGCUAUUUUGUAUUAUCAUGAACCUAUAUUAGAUUUAAGACUAUGAAUAUUUAAGUAAAUAUUUUAUUUUUAUACUAGCUACUAUAAAUAUUGCGAAUUAAUAAAAAGCAUUUUGUGAGAAAUAAUAGGGGAGAAAGACAUUUUCAAAAAAAAAGAAGAAUAAAUAGCACUUUUAUAAACGGUGCGAGGGAUCCUCAAAAAGAAGUGAAAACGGUUGAAGGGGAAAAGUAUAGAGAAGCAAGGAAGGCUGGUGUAGACACCACUUUUUGUCCAGGUUAAAACAUAUUUAAUCAAUUAAAAUUUAGAUUCAGUUUAAGGUUUGCUAUAGCAAACCUUGAAUGGCCUUCUAGCUUAAACAUACUUGUAAUGCUUGGGUUGAGUCCAGUUUGCAAUUAGUCAAUGAGAUUAGCAAUAGCAAAUCUCAGUUGGUACUACCUAUUAGUAACGGAGUUGACGUGUUUAGACGAAUUAGACUUGAGUUCGAUUUUGGUUGUCAUGCAAGUGACCAAUUCUUAAAACAUUGAGUCUUGUGAAAUUGGGUGCAAUUCCUAAAUAAUAAAAUAAAACUCAUAUAAAUUAUAUUAAGAUAAAUACAAUACUAAAUAACUAAAUCAUGAUUACAAUGCAUAACAAUUACAACCAAUUCCCCUACAGUAAACUAUUUACAAUUGUACAACAAAAGAAAUUAUAAUUAUAUAAUAAAAAAAUUGGGCUCAAGUCCAAGCCCAAGCAGCAGUCAACUCUUGUCAAUGCAAGUCAACCGGCCAACCCAAGGUUGAAUCAAGGCCCAGUCAGAUCAACCAAACCCAAAUCAAGUCCAAAGUCAGGUCCAAGGUCAACAACAGUCCAGGCACAAGGCCAUUUUCUGAACAAGCCUACUAAUCAACUCGGUUCGACUAGAAAACAACAGGGUUUGGUCCAACCAAAAUUACCCGACCCGUCAACUUUGGCUAUAAAAGAAGCCCCUUGGCUCUGCUUUCGGACAUACACAACAGAUAAGGGUAAGCUGAUUAAAAUAUCUUCUUCUUCUUCCUCAUUUUUUUCUUUCCUUCCUACAAUAAACAGACAGUUCCAAA